Messenger RNA from Drosophila obscura, 902 nucleotides. RefSeq lists its product as uncharacterized. The record is from RefSeq and is a predicted model, not a curated record. The transcript has 3 exons. Bases 262 to 783 code for a protein of 173 amino acids. NCBI's taxonomy places the organism in Eukaryota, Metazoa, Arthropoda, Insecta, Diptera, Drosophilidae.
CACAACAAGACUAAACUACCCAUCUCUAUGAAAAUAUAAUUAUAUUUACAAAUUCUUUGAAAAAGAAAACAUCAGCUCGACAUCAUCGACAAAAUUGACGUAAAACUGUAAUAAGUUGUCUUCUUCGACUUGGCAAUUUCCACCUUGUAAAGACGGGCGGCAAAAUAAUCCCACGCUACUCAAGGCCGAAUACCCAAAUCAGGGGAAUAUCAACGCAAUCAGGAAAGGCAGUGGUGUCCAGUAACAUCUAGUAUUUUUAGGAUGGACCUACUAAAAAAUAUAGAUAACAAAGAAAUAUUUGUCGAGGUUCUUCAUUUGGCUGUAGAUUACCUAAUUGGAAAUAUAACGGAGAAACAGACGCUACGUCUAUCGCACAAAUAUGGAUUUCAAAACCCAUACGAUUUUUUGCUGGCCACUCGAACUUUAUCGACUUACUACAUGAACUACAACUUUGAUAUCAACAGAGCCGAGUCGUCAACGUUAUUUUCCUACCUUAGUCCUGAAAUGAACCGGCUUGUGCCGAUAGUGCUUGCAGCACGUCAACCAGAGGUAGUAACACACAAGUUUGAAUGCUCCAAAAGGACCAUGUUUUUCAUGGAGUCCUUUUCUUGGGAUACACGGUUAAUAUUAGGAGACAGUAGCUUCGGUGAAAAUGUUCAUCAAGUAAUUACUCUGAACAUGAGCUGCCGGCAAAACAAAAACAAAACAAUUGUAUUUUUUGAAAUGAAUAAGAAAAAUAUAAACUCCUUCAUAUGCUUAUUAGAGAAUAUACUUGCAAAAUAGAAAGCAGUAAACGUUCAUUUAAUAUUUAAUAACAUCUUAAUUUUAUACUUAUUGUUUAUUUGUAAUAUUUUCGUGCGUAAAAAUCAAUAAUUGUUCACUAUUAUUUACAUUCAUAUGCU